AUGGGAAACGUCUUUAGCGGCAUUUUUGGGCGACUCUGGGGCGUGAACAAGGAGAUCCGCAUUCUCAUUCUCGGUCUGGACGGCGCGGGCAAGACCACCAUUCUGUAUAAGCUGCAAAUGGGCGAGGUGGUGAAGACCAAGCCUACGAUCGGAUUCAACGUCGAAACACUAACAUACAAAAACAUAUCCAUCAACAUGUGGGACCUGGGUGGGCAAACAUCGAUCCGUCCGUACUGGCGAUGCUACUACGCCAACACCGCAGCAGUGAUCUUUGUUGUCGAUUCCACGGACAAGGAGCGUAUAGAGGUGGCCAAAAAGGAAUUACACAUGAUGCUGAAGGAGGACGAGCUCACAGACAGCGCAUUGCUCGUGUUUGCCAACAAGCAGGAUCAGCCGGGCGCCUUGACGGCGGCCGAGGUGUCGAAGGCACUGGGACUGGUGGAUCUGAAAGACCGCAGUUGGAGCAUCGUUGCGUCCAGUGCCAUCAAGGGCGAAGGACUGUCCGAGGGCCUCGAUUGGCUCAUCGACGUGAUUAAAGAGGAGCAGAUGUAA
Ogataea parapolymorpha DL-1 is the source of this 552-nucleotide messenger RNA. Its product is annotated as ADP-ribosylation factor-like protein 1. Gene Ontology annotation, molecular function: GTP binding; GTPase activity. Gene Ontology annotation, biological process: intracellular protein transport; vesicle-mediated transport. The record is from RefSeq and is a predicted model, not a curated record. Bases 1 to 552 code for a protein of 183 amino acids. The transcript has a single exon. Lineage: Eukaryota; Fungi; Ascomycota; Pichiomycetes; Pichiales; Pichiaceae. Gene Ontology annotation, cellular component: cytoplasm; Golgi apparatus.